Benincasa hispida (wax gourd) is the source of this 720-nucleotide messenger RNA. RefSeq lists its product as uncharacterized. Lineage: Eukaryota; Viridiplantae; Streptophyta; Magnoliopsida; Cucurbitales; Cucurbitaceae. The record is from RefSeq and is a predicted model, not a curated record.
AUGUUUACCUUGCCAUGUAAAGUAGGAGAUAGAAUUAUCACUCAUGCUAUGCUAGAUUUAGGUGCUUCAAUAAACGUCACGCCUUUUCAUGUUCAUGAAGACCUAGCAGAUAGGUUAUACAUACAACCUCUAGACAUAGUAGAAGAUCUUUUGUUGAGAGUUGGAGAAUUAAUCUUUCUAGUCGAUUUUUACAUUUUGAAAUUGGAUGAACCAUACUCUACUACUUCUUCUAAUAUUUUACUUGGUAGACCCUUCAUGGAAACUGCAAAAACUAGAAUUGACGUAGAUAAGGGGUCUUUAUUAGUAGAAUUUGAUGGAGAGGUAAAAUCCUUCAACAUUUAUGAUGCCAUGAAAUUUCCAGAGGAGUAUUUAUAUCUUUGUUCCAUAGAUACAUGCGACAUGUUUGAUGAAUUUUUGUUUUCUAUUGAUGAAAAUUUGGAUUGUUUGGUUGCCCCCUCCAUUGAUCAUGAUGAUGAUGACUCUUUGAUUGACUCUUUCUUUACUUCGAAUGAUUUUGAUUUGAAUGAUAAUUCUUCUAAUAAUGAUGUUGUGGAAUCUCAGGUACAGGGGAUCGAGCUUAAAGCUCUCCCUUCUCACCUUAAAUAUGUUUUCUUAGGAGAAGAUAAAGCCUUUUCUGUGAUCAAAUCUAGAGAACUUACAUCUUUUCAAGAAUGCUCACUAGUAGAAACAUUGAAGGACCACAAGAAAGAAAUUGGUUAG